GUCCAAACUGAACUGAGCUGUUUCUGCCCUGCGGUUUACUGAAUAAAACGGACACGCACAGCUUCAGUCUCUCACUGUUAUUUAUAGAGGACACAUGGAGCUCUGCUCGCAUUUUUAUAAGGAAUAUUCACAGAUCAAAUCUCAUUAUUUCAUCUUGGACUUUGCUGGAUUAUGACCUAUUCAGCUGCUUGUAAUCUUUAUGUUUCUGUUUAAUACAAGGUUCACUUCAGUCAGAAAUGGUCGCCCAGCCGGAGACAGUUUUCCAUCCAGAGGAGCAAGGAGAUCCCUGCUGCCCAAACCCCACUCCUCCACCCUGGGACCCAGCAGAGGACCGCCACUGCAUCACCACCACCUUACAGUAUUUACAGACCUCAGGCUGGUACUGGGGCUCCAUCUCGGCGGGUGAAGCUCGGGAGGCUCUGCUGACGAAGUCUGAGGGCACGUUCCUGUUGCGGGACAGCAGCCACCCUCAGUACAUGCUGGCGCUGUCAGUGAAAACCUGCUGUGGACCCACCAGUGUGCGCAUCGAGUACAGCAGGGGCGCCUUCUGGCUGGACUCCAUCUCCCCCGGCUGCCCUCAGCUGCAGUCCUUCCCAGAUGUCCUCAGCCUCCUGCAGCACUACACCGGCUCGGGCCACAUACCGCAGGAGCCGGCGUCCGGCGACCUUCGCCGUAAGACAAAGCCUGAGCACGUCCGGCGCCCCACGAAAGGCAGCGGCGUCCCUCUAAAACUGAUGCAGCCCCUCCUCAAACCCGAAGCCUUCCCGACUUUGCAGCACCUGGUGCGCCUCACCAUCAACAGGCACACGCAGUGUCCCGAGCGGCUGCCUCUCCCGAAGCCUCUGCGGCGUUUCCUGCAGGACUACCCGUUCCUCAUAUGACACACUGUCUGAGCCCACGCUGCAGAUCCUGGACAGCCGGGCUCACCAGGAAACACGGACAAGAGGUUUAAGGACAAUUAACCUCAAUGUGACUUCACUUCUCGUGAAUGAACUCCGCUUUACUACUGUGAUAUUUUUAUAUCAGUUUCAGCGACUGUAAAUUAUUUUAUGUCUGUGUAUUUUCCCUACCAACACCAGUAAGAGGGGUUUUUGCCUGCUGUUAGAUUAGUGGUGUCUGUUUUGCUAUAAAACAGCCCCAGCACAUCAUAAUUUCUGUGGUCUUCUGUCUUGUCUUGGUUGGAGCCCACUGCAAGGCGGGUCAUUUGCCAAGAGAAAUGUUUAUUCACUCUUUGUGAAAUCAAUGAACCCAGUGAACCGGGGCUGAGCCAACAGGUCUGUGUCACUGUCAUGACCCCGUCACUAGAAAUGGUUGACGGUACGUUCAAAGCCCACGUUAUCACCGGUUUGAAAGUGGAUACAGGUUUGAUGCUCCGCUGGAGUCAGAUGGGUCAGACGUGGGUGGCAAAUCUUUCAAAAGAUCAACUUAAAGGCAGGAUACUGUCUUUUUUAAUGAACAAAGCCAAAUAACAGUAAAACACGCCCUGUCAAACGACCCUUCCCAGAAUAAUUAUCACAGCCUGUUCAUAGAAAACGCUGUCAGCAGUUACUGUAAGGGACAUCUGUUUACAAACAGGUUCUAUUCCCCGAAGAUGUUCAUACGUGCCUGUGGGUUUCAGCGAAAUAAAGACCUCAGAAAUG
Betta splendens (Siamese fighting fish) is the source of this 1640-nucleotide messenger RNA. Its product is annotated as cytokine-inducible SH2-containing protein-like. The coding region runs from base 237 to 881 and encodes 214 amino acids. Lineage: Eukaryota; Metazoa; Chordata; Actinopteri; Anabantiformes; Osphronemidae. Gene Ontology annotation, cellular component: phosphatidylinositol 3-kinase complex. The transcript has 3 exons. Gene Ontology annotation, biological process: intracellular signal transduction; phosphatidylinositol phosphate biosynthetic process. Gene Ontology annotation, molecular function: 1-phosphatidylinositol-3-kinase regulator activity. The record is from RefSeq and is a predicted model, not a curated record.